Molecule: messenger RNA, 1245 nt
Organism: Colletotrichum graminicola M1.001
Lineage: Eukaryota; Fungi; Ascomycota; Sordariomycetes; Glomerellales; Glomerellaceae
Product: subtilase
Exons: 3
Coding region: 1-1245 (414 amino acids)
Biological process (GO): proteolysis
Molecular function (GO): serine-type endopeptidase activity
Source: RefSeq, a predicted model, not a curated record
AUGCACGCCGCAACGCUUCUCGCCCUCUUGCCCCUCGCGGCCGUUGCCGCCCCCUCCAAGCGUGCCCAGCCCGCCCCCCUCAUCAAGCCCCGCGGCUCGACCCUCGUCGCCGACAAGUACAUUGUCCGUCUCAAGAACGAGGCCAAGACGGGAGCCCUGCAGAGCCUCAUGAGCACCUUCUCGGCCGACGCUGACCACGUCUAUAACUUUGGUAACGCCCUCCGCGGCUUCUCGUCGACCCUGAACGCCACCGAGAUCGAGAAGCUCCAGAACAGCCCCGACGUCGACUUCAUCGAGCAGGACGCCAUUGUGACAAUCAAGGCCACGCAGCGGAACGCUCCAUGGGGCCUUGCCAGAAUCUCGAGCCCCGAACCCCGGUCCACCACAUACAGCUACGACGAGAGCGCUGGAGAGGGCACCUGUGCGUACAUUGUCGAUACCGGCAUCGACAUCGACCACCCUGAAUUCGAGGGCCGCGCAAGCUUCCUCGCCAACUUUGCCGACGAAUCCAACGUCGACGGCCAGGGCCACGGCACACAUGUCGCGGGCACGGUGGGCUCGGCGACGUACGGGGUGGCCAAGAAGACGACGCUCUUCGCCGUCAAGGUGCUCGACUCCAACGGCGAGGGCACCAACUCGGGCGUCAUCGCCGGCAUGGACUUCGUCGCCGCCGACGCGGCGGGCCAGAAGGGCUGCACCAAGGGCGUCGUCGUCAACAUGUCGCUCGGCGGGCAGAGCUCCGAGGUCGUGAACCAGGCGGCCGCCGCCAUCGUCAAGGCCGGACACUUCUUGGCCGUCGCGGCGGGCAACGAGGCCGCCGACGCCUCGACCUCGUCGCCCGCGAGCGAGGAAAGCGCCUGCACCGUCGGCGCGACCGACAUUGACGACGCGCUGGCCGAGUACUCCAACUUUGGCACCAGCGUCGACAUUCUCGCCCCCGGAACCGACAUCAAGAGCACAUGGCCUGGCGACAGCACCAACACCAUCUCUGGCACUUCCAUGGCCAGCCCCCACGUCGCCGGCCUUGCCGCCUACUUCCUCGGCCUCGGCUCCGCGCCUUCGAACCCCGUCGAGCUGUGCAACUACAUCGCCGAGAUCGCCCUCGACGGCGUCGUCGGCCAGGUGCCCCGCAGCACCGCCAACAAGCUCGCCAACAACGGCUUCGCCGGAAACGGCACCGCCAAGCGCACGGAUGGUCCCGUUAUUAGCAGGAAGCUGAACAAGAAGUUCUCCAUCCGCGCAUAA